GUGUUGUUGUUGGGUUGGGAUUUUUGGAGGACGAGCUAAAGCAUGGCUGAGUUCCGUCAGAGCAUCGACUACGCCGCACACACACAUCAACUUCUCCCUGGAAACACCGUCCGGCCCCAAAAGUCGUCCGUUACAGCAAUCAAAUGGACAUGUCAAAACCCCAUGCCUCCGCCGCUUGUGUCCUUCGAAAUUUACUUGAAUUUUACUCGUCUUUUUUUUUUCUUAUUUCCCUCCACCCCUCCUGUUAGGAGAACGUUCUCUCCUCUUCCCUUGCUCUUGAGAAAAGUUGAACCAUCAUGAAAACACAAACACCCCUCUAUCUCCUCGUAUUUCUUCUGUCCACAGCAGCUACAGCACAAUACUGCUACUACGCAAAUGGCGUAGUGGCCGACGUGACGAGCGACUACCUCCCCUGCCCGUACCGCCCCGUCAACACAAUAUGCUGCUCUAUGGACCGCAAACUCGCACCCGGCAGCGAAACCCCCAACCCAAGCCUCGUCCAGGACGUAUGUCUAGACAAUGGCCUCUGCAUGAACAACCACACCGUCGACGGCCAAGCCCAAGUCGCAUACUACGUCAACGGCUGCACCAACGAGGACCCAAAAGCCCCCGAAUGCUUCAGCCUCUGCGAACGCAAAUCAGAGGAUGCGAGCAGCAGCCUCCGCGUGACGCCGUGCUCGGGGACCUCCGACAGCGAGAAAUGGUGCUGUGGCAACUCGGACAAAUGCUGCUCAGACGGCACCGCAAUCACCGUCCCCGCCGUCUUUGGCCAAAACCUCAACGGCAACAAUAACAAGACGUCGGAACCAAGCUCCUCUUCCUCAUCCUCCUCGUCGGCGCCCCCAACUGCAUCCUCGAACCCCCCGCAAUCAAACCCAGGCUCCUCCCCGCAAGACCAGCAGCAGCAGCAGCAAUCGAACCCGAGCAGCGGCCUCUCGACUGCCGCAAAAGCAGGAAUAGCAGUCGGAGCCGUCGGCGGCGCCGCAGCCCUAAUCGGCGCCCUCUUCUUCGUCCUCAAAGCCCUCGCCUGGAAGAAAAAAUCAAAGGAGAACUCAAACCCUUACUCCCCGGCCUCGCCGAACCCGUUCCUGGACCAGAACCAUCCCCAGAUGCAGAUGCAGCAGCAGCAGCAGCAGCAGCAGCAGCCGUGGGCCAGGGGCGCGACGCACGAACUCGAUUCUCCGGCUACGACGCCGCAUUUGGCGAGUGCGGUGCCGGCGGGUUCGAUCAAGUAUGCGCAUGAGACGGCGACGGCGGCGACGGAGACGGGCAUGGCGGCGAGCGAGUUGCCGGCGGUUACUAAGCCCGUCGAGAUCCAAGGUCGGGCGGAUCCUGUCGAGUUGCCUGCAGAGGCUAGAGAGCGGUAGUUUUUCCAUCCUU
This is a messenger RNA of Periconia digitata, 1380 nucleotides long. Lineage: Eukaryota; Fungi; Ascomycota; Dothideomycetes; Pleosporales; Periconiaceae. The record is from the annotation of a GenBank genome assembly.